Molecule: messenger RNA, 1288 nt
Organism: Pseudopipra pipra
Lineage: Eukaryota; Metazoa; Chordata; Aves; Passeriformes; Pipridae
Product: gastrula zinc finger protein XlCGF7.1-like
Exons: 1
Coding region: 28-933 (301 amino acids)
Biological process (GO): regulation of transcription by RNA polymerase II
Molecular function (GO): RNA polymerase II cis-regulatory region sequence-specific DNA binding; DNA-binding transcription factor activity
Source: RefSeq, a predicted model, not a curated record
CGUCCUGCCGGGGCCGGAGUUGGGGGGAUGUCCUUGGCCUUCCCUGUGGGCCGGAGGCAAAUCCCCUGCCUGUCCUUCUUGCUUCCUGCCCCAGGCCCCGAGCUGAGGACGGAGAGCCCGGAGGACAAAUCCCCCCGUGAGACCCUGGUGGGAGAGGCCGUUUUGAAGGGCUCCCCGGCGCAGGAAGGCAGCGGGGAGGAAAAGGGCCGGAGAUCCCCCCGCAGGAGGGGCUCCAAAGCCAUCCCAGGGUGCUGUGAGGAGGAAAGAGCCAGCCUGUGCCGGGAAGGCGGCCGGAGCUUGAUGGGGAGCUCCAACCUGGUGGUCCCUGAUCAGCCUCCCAGCAGGGAGAAGACCCUCAGGUGCUGGGAAUGUGGGAAGAGCUUCAGGAAGAGCUCUCACCUGCUCCGACACCAGGACAUGCACACUGGGGCACGUCCCUACACGUGUGAGGAAUGUGGGAAGAGCUUCAGCCGGAGGUACCACCUCCGCACCCACCAGCUCAUCCACACCGGGGAACGGCCCUACACAUGUGGGGAAUGUGGGAAGAGCUUCAACCGGAGCUUUCACCUUCGUUCCCACCAGCACAUCCACACUGGAGAAUGUCCUUACAUGUGUAGGGAAUGUGGGAAGAGCUUCAGCCGGAGAUCCAACCUCCGCAAACACCAUCGCAUCCACACCAGGGAACGGCCCUACAAGUGCUUGGAUUGUGGGAAGAGGUUUCCAACCAGUGGGAAUCUCUACAGGCACCAGCGGACGCACACGGAUGAGAGGCCCUUCCGCUGCACCGAGUGCGGGAAGGGCUUCAACCAGAACUCCCAUCUUGUCAGGCACCAUCGCAUCCACACCGGGGAGAGGCCCUACAAGUGUGGGGAGUGUGGGAAGAGCUUCAUCCGAAACUCUACCUUGACCAGACACCAACGGACCCACCAGUAAGGGAAGCCCUGUGAGUGCCCCAACUGCAGGAAGAGCUUCGGCCGUAGGACUGACACGCAAAAAAGGUUUCAAAAGGUCUUCAGGAUUUUGAGUAUCUGCACUCCAACAUCAAUUUAUUCUUUUGAAUAUGUGUAAGUUUAACCUCAUUUUAGUCUGAAAGCCAAAUUCACCACUACCCCAUUCCCUGAUAACCGUGGGCUGAUUCUGACAAGUGAGGCAGAAAUUACCCACUGCCCAGCAAAAACCAGUGGGGCCAGCCAGUGGUCUCUGCCCUGGCAGCCCAGUUUCCCCAGUCUCAUCUCAAAAUGACCAUUUACACUGAAGCAAAGAGCACUGGAACCAGUGCAACAAGCCC